AUGGAAACCCAAUUAAAAAAACCAAAUUCCUUCGACUAUCUAAACACAAAAGCUUUUAUAGAAACUCAAAUAUUUCUUCUCUCUAAAGAAUUUGAACCUUCCUCUCGUUGGUUUUCCGCAAAGACAAGUAUUAUCGAGGAAAAAAUACCACCCAACGUUAUUAAUGAAGUUGUUCUCGCAGUGAAUAUUAGUGUUCGGAAACAGUGUUCAGAAACUUUUAAUCAACAGGCAGUUAAUCAUUUACUUGAGCAAAUAUUUUUACUGCAUGGAGAACGAGGACGUGAAGAAGUAGCUUCUCAAAUAAACAUAGAUAUUACAGAAACAACUUCUUUCGGUGUUUCUACAUGGAUCCUAUCUUUACCUGAAGAAUGGCCAGCACACAAUGAUCAUUCCCCGGAAAUAAUUGAACGACAUUCAAAACAUCGUCUCAAUCUGGUUAAUCUUCAUAAAAAAAUAAUGGAAACAAAACAAAAAUAUGAAUAUUUGAAGCACCUACGAGAACAAUUAAGUCCAUUAUAUAAUACACAUGCUAUUCAACAAAAUCUAGUUGAUCGAAAAGGAUCUGUGGCUACUGAACUAAAUAAAAUGCUCGUGUUAAUGCCUAAAUUGUUAAUGACAAUAGAGAAAAAUAAAAAUUUUCUUAUGCGAAAACGUCCCGAAAUUAGUUUUCCAUCGUUGGGAAGUUUAGAAGACGAGUCUAAAAAUGACACGACUAUUAUAGUGAAAGGGAUAAUUAAGGACUCUGGUAAGGGUUCUAUGUGA
Molecule: messenger RNA, 762 nt
Organism: Ambispora gerdemannii
Lineage: Eukaryota; Fungi; Glomeromycota; Glomeromycetes; Archaeosporales; Ambisporaceae
Source: the annotation of a GenBank genome assembly